AUGUCCGGUGCUACCGAUUUCCACGAGGACGAGCUCCGCCCUGAGACCACUGCCGGUUUCAAGGUUGGAGAGAAGAAAACUUUGGAGGAAUACCAACAGCUCGACCAAAACGAUGAGAGCUUGAGAAAGUGGAAGGAGAGCUUGGGCAUCGGCUCAGGAACCACCAUCGGCGACGCUAGCGACCCACGCAAGGUCAUCAUCGUUUCCCUCGGACUCGAGGUCGAGGGCCGUCCCGACAUCAUCAUCGAUCUGUCUUCUCCCGGUGCUCUCGAAUCGCUGAAGUCUAAGCCUUUCACCAUCAAGGAAGGAGCUACUUUCCGCAUGAAGGCCCGUUUCAGAGUUCAGCACCAGAUCCUUUCUGGUAUGAAGUACGUUCAGGUCGUCAAGCGCAUGGGCAUCUCGAACAAGAUGCAGGAGAUGAUUGGUUCUUACUCUCCCAACACCACCGACAAGCCCGAAUACGAGAAGAAGUUCGAGGCAGAGACCGCACCCUCUGGCAUGAUGGCUCGUGGUCACUACAACGCCGUGUCCAAGUUCAUCGAUGACGACGAGCAGACUCACUUGAAGUUUGAGUGGUCCUUCGACAUCAAGAAGGACUGGUAA
Molecule: messenger RNA, 603 nt
Organism: Aureobasidium pullulans EXF-150
Lineage: Eukaryota; Fungi; Ascomycota; Dothideomycetes; Dothideales; Saccotheciaceae
Product: E set domain-containing protein
Exons: 4
Coding region: 1-603 (200 amino acids)
Biological process (GO): Rho protein signal transduction
Cellular component (GO): cytoplasm; cytosol; membrane
Molecular function (GO): protein binding; Rho GDP-dissociation inhibitor activity
Source: RefSeq, a predicted model, not a curated record